Molecule: messenger RNA, 720 nt
Organism: Drosophila teissieri
Lineage: Eukaryota; Metazoa; Arthropoda; Insecta; Diptera; Drosophilidae
Exons: 3
Coding region: 1-600 (199 amino acids)
Source: RefSeq, a predicted model, not a curated record
AUGGUCAUCAUGAUAUUUGUGCUGCUGCUCUUAUUUGGAGUGAUCAAUUCCUGGGCCACUGAUUACGAUUUAUUGCUCGAGGAUCCGGACAUAUUUUCGCCGUGCACUGACGGUCCGCCCGGAUCCAUACACGCCCGCCAGGCAGUCAAUUUUGACGAUAUUGUAGUAGACCAGGAAGCGGAUAUACUUCAUGUCUCCGGGAACGCCACUGUCGUGUGGGAUGUGCAGCCCACAGAUCGGAUUACUGCAAGACUUGAUUUCUUUCACUUCAACCGCGGUUCUUGGGAGCCGACUGUUUUUAGCAUGGCCACCCAAAACUUUUGCUCCAUCAUGUACGACAAGAGCCAGUAUUGGUAUAGAUAUUGGACAAGGUUCAUUGCCAAUCGCCAUGAGGUGGAAAAGAACUGCCUCAGAGGGCCUGCAACCGUUUUGGUACACGAGCCCUUCGAUCUUAUGCUAAAAGUAGAGAAUUUUCGUGGACCUCUUCUUAGAGGACGACAUAAAAUUGUCGUAUUGUUUAACGCACUAGAUGAGAGGAAUAUACCACGACCAAACCCAAUUUGUUUGGAGAUUAGAGUAGAACCUCUCAAGUUGAACUAGUUGAUUGAAUCGAAAAUUUUGUUGGAAAUUAAAAUUUAAUAUUAAUAUAAUAAUAAUUCUGUAUUAUUAUCCAUAACACUAUUGCAAAAUAGAGAAAAAGAAAACUUGUUUUGACACUAA